AGACGUGAUACCAUUCCAGCAGGUGGUUACAACGUGUCUACCGUGUAUUGCACCAUGUGAUGCUAUGUUCUGUGAUAAGUCCUGUGUUGAACCAAUGAAGAUGUACACUGUUGUUUGGGAUGACCUUAAUUUAGAUGAUAAACAAUAUUUCAACACCACCCUAAACGAAACUGGAACUGUUGCCGCUACAUACUUUGUACACGUGAAAGCCUUAACUGGAUCAGGAUUGUAUACGACAGCGACAUCCAACGGAAUUACCAUAGACACAACUCCCCCAUUGAUAGAUAUAUUGUAUCACUUGGACUUGUCGGUGUCUGAUAAGAACAAAGUAUACAUUCAGGGUCAAAAUCGUACAAUUGGCGCAAGAUGGGAUGGCUUUGAUCUGGAGAGUAAGGUUGUUGGGUUUGAAUGGGCAAUAGGAACCGAACCGUUCCUGACUGACAUACAGUCCUUCCGCUGGAUGGGUACUCAAAAGA
Molecule: messenger RNA, 476 nt
Organism: Owenia fusiformis
Lineage: Eukaryota; Metazoa; Annelida; Polychaeta; Sabellida; Oweniidae
Source: the annotation of a GenBank genome assembly